AUGGCCCCCUCUCCUUACGCCCCCUCUCCCUCUCCCUCCCCCACCGCCCCCCUCGUCCAGAUCAUCCCGCUCUUUACCCCUUCCCCCGACGGCGACUCCGCCCUCGUCUCCCUCGACGCCCAUCUCACUCUCCCCCAGUACACUCAUUACCACUCUGUCCCUCUCCAGUCCUUCCAGCCCGUCUACUACGCCCUCAAUGACGGCUCUCUCCUCACCCCCUUCUACCUCGACCACAUCCACAUCCCAAAGCUCUGGCUCUUUGCUGCAGGUGCCCUCUCCGUCUUCUUUCUCCGCAACACCGUCGUCGCCCUCUCCUUCAUCCGCAGAAGCAGGGUCAAGGACAAGACCCUCUUCUAUCUCCUCCUCAUCAGUCAGCUCUUCGGCCUCCUGGGCUCCCUCGCCCUCGUGAUCGCCGACUUUAAUCAAUCCGUCAGUUGCACUGCGAUAGGCGCCGCAAAGAAGGUCUUUGUCCAGAUGUCCUGUGAUACCAUGAUCACCGGCAUUCUCGGCGUCAAGGCCUAUCGAUGUCUCGCUAACGCAUCUAUUGUCCUCGCCUUUCUGCUUGCCGCCGGCGCAGUCAUGAUGGUCCUUCUCGGUAUAUCCGUCUCACGCUACCAGGCAGUUAGGUCGAUAUAUGGCAUAUGUGAGGACGUAAAUGUUGAUUGGAUCACAUCUGCCAUCAUCUUGACGGCGUUUGUCGAAACUGCGGUCAUAUGCUUAUGUUUUCUCUUUGCAAUCUGGAAGUCGUACCGGACACGUGCAGAAGCUCGGCUCAAUUUAAGAAUGUCCGAGGAGGGCACCGUGAACUCUUCGGUGGAUGGUGCCAAACAGAGCGGCGAGAGCACCUGCAUACGUCGGGGUUGGUGGGACUAUGUGCCCCAAGUUCAAUCACAUUCCCUGUCUGCCGUACAUACAUUCUCUCUCCGUGGCGUCUCUCGGACAUUCAUGUCAAGAUUGCGUCGUCUAUGGACUGACGAUGAGUAUCCAUCUGCCAUUGCUUUUCAACGCAAGUCUUCUCUUCCGGGGGAAUACCCGAUUCCUCAGCCUCCUCGCGCGCUGGUCCCGCCUAGUUCUAGCGACGCAUCUCCGCGAACAUCAAGAAUAGAGCCAAAUCAAUCGACGCGAACGCCCCGCUCUACUCAAUGGUCGCCUCUCGCUGCGAUCCGUAAAUCAAUCAGAUAUUUUACUCGAAUCGAACUGUUCCGGAAGAUGCUUCGCGAUGAGUUGCUAUACACGACGUUUCUCGCCGUGAUGUUCUUGGCCAUUGCCAUAGUGAUGCUGGUUGGGGUAAACAAGCAGGUCUUCCUUGGAUCCGACGGAUGGAUAAUGCUAGACUGGGUCAUCAUAUCUCUCUUUACGAUGCACAGCUUUAGGCGAGUCGUUCGGCGGCACGAGCUAGAAGCUGUUCUACAGCAUCCCUCUGCUUGGGACCGCAUUCUGCACAGUGAUCCCGACUAUACAAAUGUCUUUUUCGCGAGACGGUCCAGACGCUCAAAAUCUCCGCAAGAACAUGCAGGAGCUCAACUUUAUUCACGGCGCAGUGGGGCUCCAUCAAUGCAAUCUGAAACGAGUAGCUGUUCAGGCUCUGAAAAGUCUGAUGAUACCCCCAUCUCGCCUCAUACACGACUCCAUCCUCCCACGCCGCGGAAAUCCUCCAUAGCAUCGACGAUAUCGUCACACCGUGCCGCACAUUCACUUUCAUGCGAUCCGGCUCAACCAGCAUUCUCGUGGGAUUCUGCUAUUGUGCUGCCAACCCUCCCUUCUGUUCCCGACGACAAUGCGUACACUUCCGAGGAUCGUGAAGCAUCGUCCGCUGAGGGGCAGAUGGAUACUUUAUACCCGCCAAUCGACCUCGCAGACAUGCGGUCACGUUAUGACCAAUUAUCACGUUCUUUUGACCCACGGACGCUUUUGCGAACUUAUUCAGACCGGCCAGAUUUGGAUACCGAUUGGAGAAGGGGUAGCUAA
Molecule: messenger RNA, 1968 nt
Organism: Fibroporia radiculosa
Lineage: Eukaryota; Fungi; Basidiomycota; Agaricomycetes; Polyporales; Fibroporiaceae
Exons: 7
Coding region: 1-1968 (655 amino acids)
Source: RefSeq, a predicted model, not a curated record